Messenger RNA from Stomoxys calcitrans (stable fly), 3499 nucleotides. It is a transcript of the gene Lon, whose product is annotated as lon protease homolog, mitochondrial. The transcript has 9 exons. Gene Ontology annotation, molecular function: ATP binding; serine-type endopeptidase activity; single-stranded DNA binding. Gene Ontology annotation, biological process: protein quality control for misfolded or incompletely synthesized proteins; chaperone-mediated protein complex assembly; protein catabolic process. Gene Ontology annotation, cellular component: mitochondrial matrix. The coding region runs from base 129 to 3167 and encodes 1012 amino acids. Lineage: Eukaryota; Metazoa; Arthropoda; Insecta; Diptera; Muscidae. The record is from RefSeq and is a predicted model, not a curated record.
UCAAUCACAUAAUCACCCAACAUUUCAGAUUAUCAAGAGAAUUUGCGGUGUUCACAAUAGACGUUCCAGAAAAUUGCAUCAGAUUCAAGUAUUUUUUCGUGUUUUUAUCAAUAAAAAGUUCUAGCAAAAUGUUAGCACGUUUGGCCACAAGACAAAGGAAUUUCCUUACCCGCAACCUAACACAGCUGGCAGCACAAAGAGCAGCAACUCCGGCACAGCGUUCCUCGGCACUUGUGGUGAAGCAAUACAAUGUUCAUUUAAUGAAACAACAACAACAACAGCUGAGAACGGCCUUAGGAGCUACCGUGUGUUCGAGAACUUUUUGUAGCAGCAACAACAAACAAGGAGACGAUGAAGAUCUGCUGGAUGCUCAGGAUUUUAUUGUCAACAAAGAUCAAAAAUUGCCAGCCACAGUGGCAGUGCCAGAGGUUUGGCCCCAUGUUCCAUUGUUGGCCACCAAUCGCAAUCCAGUGUUUCCUAGAUUUAUGAAAAUCUUGGAGAUCUCCAAUCCCCAAUUGAUUGACUUAAUACGCCGUAAAGUGAAACUGAAUCAACCCUAUGUUGGCAUAUUCUUGAAAAAAGACAGCAGCAACGAGGCAGAAAUUGUUCAAAAACUAGAUGAGGUCUACAAAGUGGGUACUUUUGCACAAAUUCAAGAAUUACAAGAUCUUGGCGAUAAACUUAGAAUGGUGGUGGUUGCCCAUCGGCGUAUUCAGAUUACCGGGCAAAUACUGGAGGAAUUGAUGCCCCAAGAAAAAACAACGACUAUACAUUAUCCACUAUUUAAUAUCAAAAUGCAAAUACCAGCUGAUGAAACAGCUCAGACUGGUAGUAGCAGCAAACCUUCAACAGAUGCAGAACGACGAAAAAUGUCAAGAAAAGCCCGGCCCGGACGUCUGAAUAAACGUGAAGUACCAGCAGAAAGUACAACGACAACCGGGACACAAGAAACCAUAUACGAUAGCAACGUGAAGAAGACACCCUUAACACCGGGCGAUGCAAAGUCAACUAGUGAGACCCCUGAGGCGACCACAAACAAAGAGUCACCUGUAAAUGAAGCAGAGACAUCGUCGGACCCCAUGCCUGUGCUCAUGGUAGAGGUGGUGAAUGUUAAACAUGACAAUUUUAAGCAAACCGAGGAGGUGAAAGCACUAACGCAGGAAGUAAUUAAAACCAUUCGCGAUAUUGUCAUUAUGAAUCCUUUGUAUAGAGAAAGUCUACAACAAAUGCUGCAUCAAAAUCAACGUGUGGUUGACAAUCCGGUAUAUCUCUGUGAUUUGGGUGCUUCCUUGUCAGCUGCCGAUCCCGAGGAACUACAAAAAGUUAUGGAAGAAAUGGAUAUCCCAAAACGUCUUCAUCUGGCUUUGGCCAUUUUGAAAAAAGAACUCGAACUUUCCAAAUUGCAACAGAAAAUUGGUCGUGAAGUCGAGGAAAAGGUUAAGCAACAACAUCGUAAAUAUAUACUCCAUGAACAAUUAAGAGCCAUCAAAAAGGAAUUGGGCAUUGAAAAGGACGACAAAGAUGCCAUAGGAGAGAAAUAUCGUGAGAAACUUAAGGAUAAAACUGUACCAGAAAAUGUUAUGGCUGUCAUUGAUGAGGAAUUAAAUAAAUUGAACUUUUUGGAAAGUCACAGCUCAGAGUUUAAUGUGACGCGCAACUAUUUGGAUUGGCUAACUUCAUUGCCCUGGGGUGUUACCAGCGAAGAGAAUCUUAGUUUGGAACAAGCCACUGAGAUUCUCAAUCAUGAUCACUAUGGCAUGGAUGAUAUAAAGAAGCGAAUUUUAGAGUUCAUAGCUGUAAGCCAAUUGAAAGGCACAACUCAGGGUAAAAUUUUAUGUUUCCAUGGACCACCAGGUGUGGGUAAAACCAGCAUAGCUCGUUCCAUUGCUCGUGCCUUGAACCGAGAGUAUUUCCGCUUCAGUGUGGGUGGCAUGACCGAUGUUGCUGAAAUCAAGGGUCAUCGUCGUACCUAUGUAGGAGCCAUGCCCGGCAAGACUAUACAAUGCUUGAAAAAAACCAAGACUGAAAACCCUUUGGUACUAAUCGAUGAAGUUGAUAAGAUAGGAAGAGGCUAUCAAGGAGAUCCCAGUUCAGCAUUAUUGGAACUUUUAGAUCCUGAACAAAAUUCCAAUUUCCUUGAUCACUACUUGGAUGUACCAGUGGAUUUGUCCCAUGUUCUAUUCAUUUGCACUGCCAAUGUAAUUCACACCAUACCUGAACCCCUAAGAGAUCGUAUGGAACUUAUUGAAAUGUCUGGUUAUGUAGCCGAAGAAAAGGUAGCCAUUGCUCGCCAAUAUCUCAUACCUCAAGCUAUGCGUGAUUGUGGUGUAGAGGAGAAACACAUAACCAUUACCGAUGAUGCUUUAAAUACCCUUAUACGCAGUUACUGCCGUGAAUCGGGAGUACGUAAUCUUCAGAAACAAAUUGAAAAAGUUGUACGCAAAGUGGCCUUUAAGAUUGUCCAAAAGGAAGGUGAUCACUUUGAAGUGAAUACAAAUAAUCUCACAACAUUCUUGGGCAAACAUGUCUUCUCAUCGGAUCGCAUGUAUGAGCAGACACCACCUGGUGUUGUUAUGGGUUUGGCUUGGACAGCUAUGGGCGGUUCGGCCUUAUACAUCGAAACAGCCACCCGUAAUGCCGUUAAAUCUUCGAAAUCGGAAAGUAUUGGAGGCACGGUGCAUGUGACUGGUAAUUUGGGAGAUGUGAUGAAGGAGUCUGCACAAAUCGCUUUGACAGUGGCACGAAAUUAUAUGCGAAAUGUGGAUGGCGAAAAUAAUUUCUUAGAUAUUACCAAUGUACAUUUACAUGUUCCUGAAGGUGCAACUCCAAAAGAUGGACCCAGCGCUGGUGUGACAAUUGUAACCGCUUUAAUGUCUUUGGCCACCGAUAAACCAGUGCGGCAAAAUAUUGCCAUGACUGGUGAGGUUUCGCUGAAGGGCAGAGUAUUACCGGUGGGAGGUAUAAAAGAGAAGACAAUAGCAGCUAAACGUAGUGGUGUUACUUGCGUUAUUCUACCUGAAGAAAAUCGCAAAGAUUAUGACGAAUUACCCAAAUUUAUUACCGAUGGUCUCGAGGUGCAUUUUGCCUCAACCUAUGAUGAUGUUUACAAAAUUGCCUUUGGCCAUUCCGAUCAGGAAUUAAAAACGCAGCAUCAGCAACAACAAUAGGAUUAGUACCAAUUAGAAUUCAUAGUCAUUUCUAGAUUAAUGCUAAGCAUUUUAAGGGCCUACAUUUCAAUGAAGAAGAUAUGAUUCUUGCUUCACUUCGCUAUAUUUCUUCCUCAUACACAAUUCGAACAUACACACAUUGUAAUAUGAUAAACGAUUAUUAUACGAUAAUGUUUUAACUUUAAUUUAUCCUUGGCUUUUUUACAAUUUUUCUGUAAAAAGAAGUUGAAAAUGAAAAUAUCUUUAAAUAUAGAGAGUUUUUACAUAUGUUGUUGAUAAUAAUCAUAAUAAUAUAACCCAGUAAUGGUUUUAUGUUGUGAUUAAAUUGAAAA